AUGGCGAGAGAUCGUUUGGCCGGUGUGACCCGCAACUACGGGGACGAGUCCAACCCCCAACCCUCCUACCCUCCCUCCAACGGCGUCAUCGGCCAGGCCCGAGGCGGCAACCCUUACGCACAGCAAGAUUACUCCGCUCCUGCCCCUCAGGCGCAGUAUGGCCAGGCACCCCCUCAGGCGCAAUAUGGCCAGCCUGGCGGUGGGUACGCCCAGGACGCGGGGAACCCAUAUGGGAACCAGCAGUAUGGGCAGCAGCAGGGGUAUGCGCAGGGCGGGGCCGGAGGUGGUGCGGCGGGCGGACAGGACUUUUGGUCCGAGUUGAGCGGGACCAACAGUUCUUUGGGGCAGUUGCAGGAGCAGAUCCAGGCUGUUCGAUCGGCGCACCAGCAGUCUCUCUCGUCGACUGAUUCUGCUGCCGCCGCACACGCAUCGCAGCUGAACGACCAAGCCCGGAUUCUCCGCGAAGACUGCAAGAACCAAAUCAAGCGGCUCUUCAAGCUCGCCAAGGGCGACAAGGCGCAAAAGGCCCAGGUCGAGGCCGUCAAGACUCGGUUCACGUCGCUGCUCAACGAGCACCAAGUGAUUGAGAAGGAGUUUAGGAAGAAGGUCAAGGACCGCGUAGAGAGGCAGUACCGGAUCGUCAACCCCCAAGCGACCGAGGAGGAGGUUCGCCAGGUCACCGAGAGUGAUAAUCCCCAAGUCUUCUCCCAGGCUCUGCUCAACUCGAACCGGUACGGUGCGGCCCGAGGGGCGUACAAGGAGGUCCAAGAGCGACACGUCGAGAUCCAAAAGAUUGAAAAGACCCUCACGGAGCUCGCGCAGAUGUUCAACGAGAUGGCGAUGCUCGUGGAGCAGCAGGAUGAGGCGGUUGUGAAUAUCGAAACUCAGGCUCAGGGCGUGGACAAUGAUGUCAAGGAGGGUCUGAAGCAGACAAACCGGGCGGUCGAGUCGGCGCGCAAGGCCAGGCGGAAGAAGUGGAUCUGUUUCUGGAUCUGCGUCGUCAUCCUUGUCAUUAUCGCCGCUGUCCUCGCCGGAUACUUCGGGUCAGGCGCCAACAACAGGCCAGCGUGA
Molecule: messenger RNA, 1071 nt
Organism: Dioszegia hungarica
Lineage: Eukaryota; Fungi; Basidiomycota; Tremellomycetes; Tremellales; Bulleribasidiaceae
Product: putative syntaxin
Exons: 7
Coding region: 1-1071 (356 amino acids)
Biological process (GO): intracellular protein transport; exocytosis; vesicle fusion
Cellular component (GO): SNARE complex; plasma membrane; endomembrane system
Molecular function (GO): SNARE binding; SNAP receptor activity
Source: RefSeq, a predicted model, not a curated record